Molecule: messenger RNA, 2810 nt
Organism: Hydractinia symbiolongicarpus
Lineage: Eukaryota; Metazoa; Cnidaria; Hydrozoa; Anthoathecata; Hydractiniidae
Product: phosphatidylinositol 4-kinase type 2-alpha-like
Exons: 9
Coding region: 156-1607 (483 amino acids)
Biological process (GO): phosphatidylinositol phosphate biosynthetic process; endosome organization; Golgi organization
Cellular component (GO): endosome; trans-Golgi network; lysosomal membrane
Molecular function (GO): 1-phosphatidylinositol 4-kinase activity
Source: RefSeq, a predicted model, not a curated record
CGCGAGAUAUGAUAUCAUAACUUCAAAAAUGGCGUUGUUGUAACAUUGCUAAAAUAUCCCCGCUCAAUCUUCAAUCUCUUAUCAGCAUUUCAAUUGUGACGUUUAAGUAAAACUGUUAUUAUUAUGAUUAGCGAUUAUACCUGUCUUAUAGCAACAUGCCACGGACAAAAAACAAGAACGUCUUAGUUAAUUUUGCAUCAGAAGAAGACGAAGCAUUACGGGAAGCUGCUGAAGAGGAGAAAAAAUCAACAAUGGUUGAUCCAGACCCAUCUAAGUCAUCACCUGUACACUCCAGUAGAAAGGAUGGUUCUUCUUCAAGUAACCAUUAUCAAGUAUAUUCGAACACGUCAGAACAAAGUCCUUUAUUAUCUAAACAAACAGACAGUGACUCAGAUUCAGCCUUUGUUAAUCACAUUGAAAAUGACCCAACUUUUAGUAAAGUUAUACAUUCUACAGAGGAAGCAAUUUAUAUGGGUAUUUUUCCUGAGAGGAUAUACCAAGGUAGUAGUGGAAGCUAUUUUGUAAAAGACAAAAAUAAGAGAAUAAUUGGUGUCUUCAAACCCAAAAAUGAGGAACCAUAUGGUCAUCUAAAUCCAAAAUGGACAAAGUGGAUGCAUAAAACAUGUUGUCCGUGUUGUUUUGGCAGAAGCUGUCUCAUACCGAAUCAAGGUUAUAUGUCAGAAGCAGGGGCAAGUUUAGUUGACGAUAAAUUAGGUUUAAAUAUAGUUCCAAAAACAAAAGUUGUACGUUUAGUGAGUCCUACAUUUAAUUACAAUGCAUAUGAUCGGGCAAAAGCAAGAUCAAAACAGUUUGCCACAGAAAGAUUUCCUGAUACAAUAGGAAAGCAUGUCAGAGCUGGUCUUCCACCCAAGAUUGGUUCUUUCCAGCUUUUCGUUGAAGGCUUUAAAGAUGCUGAAUAUUAUUUGCGUAAGUUUGAAACACAACCACCACCACCAGAAUCACUGCAAGAUUUUCAACACAUGUUCGAGAAAUUAGUUUGUCUGGAUUAUAUGAUAAGAAAUACAGACAGAGGAAAUGAUAACUGGCUUAUCAAGUACGAUGCAGCACCUAUUGUUGAAGGGUCAACGUGCAUCCAACAUGAUAGGAAUUCUGUUUGUGAGGAGAUGCUUGAUUGUGAUCAAGCAGAAAACUGGAGUUUAGUUGGUACUCCCAAAAUUAGUAUAGCUGCGAUAGAUAAUGGGUUGGCAUUUCCUCUGAAACAUCCGGACUCUUGGAGACUAUAUCCCUAUCACUGGGCGUGGCUACCAUACGCAAAAAUUCCAUUUUCUGAUAAUAUUAAAGAUCAACUAUUACCAAGAUUGUCCGACAUGAACUUCGUUCAAGGAUUGAUAGAUGAUUUAUUUGAGUUGUUCGCGGAGGAUAAAGGUUUUGAUCGUGGAAAUUUUGAAAAACAAAUCUCCGUACUAAGAGGCCAGAUAUUGAAUUUAACUCAAGCUUUACGUGAUGGAAAGUCACCAGCGCAGUUAGUUCAAAUGCCACCUGUGUAUGUGCAAAGACGAAGACUAACCAGCGAAAUGCGGGAGGGAAGAGGACAUAGUUUCGUACAAAGCUUCCAUGACAAAAUACCCUUCUUCUCCUGGUGUUAAUAGCCUAGUCAAUUAUUUCUUAUGUAUUCUCUCGUGAUUAGUUAAAGUGGCGUGACCACCACACAUGAGGUUUUUAAUGUAUCCGAGAAAAAAAAAUUCAUUCUGAACUUGAUUAUUGAGGUCAGCACAUUAGGAAGUAUUUCCAGAUAAUAUAGGAAUUUGGUCGGAGUUUUUAUGAAAUUUUAUGUUGUAUCCAAUAUCCGAUCGUACAAAAACGAAGAAAUUUUUCUAAGGGUGAAAAGAAUUUUUUUGGACGAAGAUUUUGUCCGGUGAAAUAUGUUUUAUAAAACUUAAAUAUUUCAAACUUGUUUUAAGUGUUUUUUCAAUCUACUUAUAGCUAAAAAUAUAAACAAAUUUCUAAAGUGAAUAAACGUGACGAAAUUUUCUCUAGGUGACGAAUAUUUUUUCCGACAGUUUUCAAAUAAGCUAGAAGAAGCUUACUUCUUUUAGUGUUGAAAAGCAAAACGGGUCAAUUGGUUGGAAACGAGUCGGGGAUUUUACAUCUUGUGGACGCCCUGCUUUAAUGAAAAAUAAAACUUUAUCUUUUAGACAUUGUAACUCUACUUUUUUCAGUAUGUAGUUUUCGAUGGGUUUGCAUAUCUUCAUCAGUUUAUACAUUUUAUAGCAAGCACAUUUUUUCUAUUUUCUAUGUGUUUACAAAUGACCUAGUCGGUUACUACCUUAUUUUCUUUAAUUUUGGCGCCCCGUUAAUCUUUAAAAGACGCGCGAAGUGAAUCUUUUUUAUUUUAAACAUUUUUGUAUAAAUACGUGCUCCUGAAUGGUUGGAAUUUUGUUGACAAAUUGAUUAAGGAAAUCAAACUAGGGUCUUCUUACAUGGUAUUUAUGCCAAUAGUGGACAUUUUUCUCGGUUGCUGGGAAUUUGCAAGUCAUUGUCGCAAUGAAGAAUUUUACAUGUUUUUAUUGUUAAAUAUUUUACUUUUACCAAAAUAAAAAAAGAGAGAAAUGGGGAACAUUUAUUAAGGUUAAAAAGUUGCGCGAAUCGCCAAAAUUAUGGGAAUGGGAUGUAGCAAAUACAAUAUUCUAAGUACUUAUUGUUUUGAAAAGAAUCUUUUACCUCCCCGCUAUAUUUCGUUUUAUUCUGUAGAAACACUUUGUUGUCAGUCUUCUUCAGAUCAUCCUCUGCAUCAGGUUGAUAAUAAUAUUGUAUAAUUAAAAAGAAUAUUAAAUUUUGUUACAAUAAAA